Molecule: messenger RNA, 3721 nt
Organism: Dryobates pubescens (Downy woodpecker)
Lineage: Eukaryota; Metazoa; Chordata; Aves; Piciformes; Picidae
Gene: CPED1
Product: cadherin like and PC-esterase domain containing 1
Exons: 23
Coding region: 356-3469 (1037 amino acids)
Source: RefSeq, a predicted model, not a curated record
UGGUGUGUGUAUGUGCGUGUGCCUGCUUUCUGAGUGGGUGAGAUGAGCUGGGAUCAUGAGCCAGGGUUGUUCCAAGUGGUUUUAAUCAGCAGCCCAGUAGAGGAGAACGGAAAACUUCUAACAGGAUAAGCAGCAAGCUGUUUCCGUACCCCCAUGGGAGUGUACUUCCCAAGCCUCUGCUCCUCUGGAACCCCUAAGUUCUUGCCAGGCACCAGCAAAGUGCUCAGAAAUGGGGAAAACUCUUGCUAGUUUUGGGUGAAGUGUGCUUUUGAUCUUUUUUUACCCUGGCAAGACGUGGCUUCUUGGACUGCAUCCGCGAUGUGGCAAAGGGCAAAGUGAGGACGGCAAAGAGGCCAUGGUUUGUGGGCAAGUCCCCAGGUGCCGCAGGCUUUGUCGCCCACGUCCUUUCCUUCUGGCCUUAGUGGUUGCUAUCUGUCUGUUCUGCCAGACCCUCACUCCUCUCAUGACCAGCGGCAUCCUUUCAGCAGUCAUUAAUGGAAUUGCACCCAGCAAACUGACUAAAACACAGCAAGCAAGAUACAAGGAUCUCUCACCAAGCAACACUCACUGCUUCCUGCCUGGCAGUAAUUCACAGACAGUGAAAAAGAUUGAUGACUCCCUUCUCCAGUACCUUGGAAGCCGUACUAGAAGAGCAGUUCUUUACGUGCCUCCUGCCCAUCGUGAAACAGACCGUCAGCUCUGGCAGCGUAUCCUGGCAAAACAUGGAUAUACAGUCACAGUCCUUGAAAACAGGAGGCUGAUGGAAGAUCCUGGGCAUGAGGGCCCUUACCAGAGUGGUAUAAGCCCUUGGGACCUUUUGAUCUGCUUGUCUUCCAGAAAAAAAGAUGAUGCUGGCUGCAUUCAAACCGAAGACUUACAUCAUUUAGAGCUUUUCCAGAAGGUAAACCUACUUCCAGAAAUCCAGCAUUUCCUUUGCAGAGAAGAGGGAAUAUGUCAGAUAAUGAAAGCCUUUUCAGACCUGCAGCUCCCAGUUGUCACCCCAGAGUGCUCUGGCCAGCCUGGGCUCUCACGGACCAGUGCCACAAGCAACAUGUCCCAAGGCAGCGAAAGCACUGACAAGACCCAGGCUGCGAAUCUGCGGCACUGGUGGAAGCAGAGCAGGAGCGCACAGCUGAAUCAAGUAUCAGCUUCACCAUACCAGAAAGACGUACUUAAAGCUCAAGACCUCUCGGUCAUCAUCAAAGCAUAUGUGCUUGUGACAUCCUUAACACCUCUGCGGGCAUUCAUUCAUUCAACCACCACUGUCUGGCACCCACCCAAGAAAAAGCACUUUUACAUAAAGCUGCAAAGGUUUUUUGAGAUAUUCUUCAAAAGCAGUUCUCCCCAGCAAGCCUUCAACAACAUGAAGGAAGCUAUAAGCAAACUUCUACUUAUAACAGAGGUCUUCAGUGAAUCAUCUGAUGGACCAAAUUCUUUCAAUCAAUGCAGCCAAUGUUUCCAAAUGCUUACCUUUGACAUUGGAUACAGCACCUCCAUACACCCAGUGGUUCUUAAGGUGCAUGAAACCUUUGACUUUCAGGAUGAGGAUGAAUCAAAUAUUCAGGACCAAACUUUCAAAGAAUUUCUUUUUGAAGAUGCUUUAAAAUUUCUUCUGUCUAACGAAUCCUCCACAUCCAGUCUCAUAGAAGCUUUGCAAAACAUAUAUGGAGCACCUGUGAGCAAGGAUGGAACUUACCACAGAGAAGAUGAGCAAUGUUUGUCUUUAGAAGAGAUAAAUUUAAUGAUUACUUUCAUCAAGGAACUGAAGAGUCUUGGGCAAUUUGAGCUGCUUUUCCCCUCUGCAGCACCCAGGAUUCAGACUUUACUUCGUGACAUCUAUCACAUGGUAGACCCAAUGAGGCAGCUUGGUUCAGUCCUGACUGUGCAUUGGUUGCUUUUCAAUUUACUUGAACAAUUCCAGUUCAUGACUAAAAAGGAACAUACAUAUCUCUCAGAAUGGAAUUCCUCUCAAGAAAAUGCAAAUCCUAAGCAGAAUGUUCCCUCCGACUUCAGGAAGAAUCACGAAGCAUUGCAUUAUUCCAGUAAGACUAAAGAAAGUCAAUGCAGUUAUGAUAAAGAUACCCUGUCUCAUAUCAGGCAGAUCUUCACCAAUCCACAGCUGGACUUGAAUCCUCAUUUUAACCCAAAGAUCAAAGAAUACUAUGCAGAAGUUCCAUUUGACAUGGUGACAGUGAAGAUAGGAGCAGAACCCUCUAACUGUCAAUGCCAAGUGCACCUUGAUGAGAAGAGAGGGCCAAGCAUUGCUAACUACCCCCUUGGCCUUGGACUGAACAAAGUCGUCAUUCUUGUUACAGAUGGUUCACAGCCCACUCCUCAGGUUGUGAGCAGCUACAGAAUCACCAUCUAUCGAGAGGACCGUCCGAGUCUGCCUUUGUUUGAUGACUAUAUGAUGUGUGGCUUUGUACAGGACUGUGGCUCUCGAAUCCGUCCAGAGGAGUCUUGUGGCUUGCAGCCUCUGUCUCAUGAAUAUCUCUCAGCAAUUUCACAGACCGUUUUUAAGAACUGCGAAGCUGGAGACAUGAAAGGGCAGUGGAUUGUCCCUUGCCUCAGCUGUUCUGACAACAGGACCUGCGACUGGAGAGAAAUAACAUGGCAGCCCCAUGGCUGCCAGUACUCCGUGCUAGCUAAGCCUGAGCUCCAGCGCUGUGUGGAGGGCAGAAGGAUUCUCUUUAUAGGUGACUCAACUAACAGAGGGAUGAUGUACUAUCUCAUAGAGAGAGUAAAUAAGACUCUUCAGGAGUGGCAAAAGACUCACGAUGUUAAAUGUUACCAUAAUAUCAAUGAGGGGAAAACAUUUAUCAGUUACUCUUACUACCCUCAGUUUUGGAUGAAUGCAAACCAGAGACCAACUUUUGAAAAAGCACUAGAAAAACUGCUGCAGAGAUCACGUCCCCUGGAGAAUACAGACCAGACCGUAUUAAUCGUAGGUGGUGUUCAGUGGCUUAAUUCCAAUCACUUACAAAUUAUCCAAAAGGUGUUGAACAGGGAAAAUCUAUCAAAUAUCCUGGUAAUUAUCAAAUCCAUAGGGAUGGGCUUUCACCUCCCAGUGGAUGGAAUACAUUCUCUGUCACAGGCAGAAGUGCAGAACUUGUGGAAUGAAAACUUGAUCAUUCUGGAUACAGCAAAAAAUUUUGGCUACGAAGUCGUUGACACCUUCGUCAUCACCAUGGGACGUUACAAAGAAUUCCUGCAAGGGAAGUGUGGCUGCCAUUUCCAUGAGGUGGUGAAAUCCAACCCCUCUGAAGAAAGUCCACACAUAACAAUGACGUUAUCACGGCACUAUACACUGGGGAAAUAUUUCGGCAGUCAAAGCAAGCCGUCACAACUGCAGGGCUAUGAAAGAAAUUCUCAGUCCCCAUAUCAUGUCCGAGGUCCAAUAAAUCAAGUUUAUUCUGAAAUCCUUCUCAGCAGGAUCUGUGCAAGCAGGAGAGAGUUUGUCAGCACAUAGCCUCUCUUGGAUAGAGCGCUGGGACUACAGCCACUACCUGAGCGGCAAUUGAAGGACCACGGCGAAUUUACGGCCUGCUUUCUUGGCUGGCUGAAUGCACACCAAAGGAGAUUUAAGCUAUGUGGCAUUUUUCCUAAAACUUUAUGAUGUCAGGAUAUGGUCUGGCAACUCUGUGGUGUCAAAAUGGAAGAUGGAGGUUGCAAAGGAGAGAAGGAGGGAAGUUAUUUGAAUGGUUGCCAAAGGAUAGAACAU